AUGGAGGUAAAAAAAGAGAAAAUUCGAUACAUUCUUCAGUAUCACUACGACCAAGGUGAAAAGGCAGAGCAGGCGGCCAAAAAAAUUUGUGCUGUUUAUGGACCCAAUACAGUAUCAAAUGCAACAGCAAAGCGGUGGUUUCAACGAUUCCGUUCUGGUAAUAUGGACGUCGAAGAUGAGGCAUGCUCUGAUAGGCCAAUCGUCGAAAAUGUCGAUAAAAUCAUGGAAAUCGUCGAGUCGGACCGGCAUGUGAGCACUUAUUUCAUUGCCCAGGAACUGAAAAUUAACCAGAAAAUUGUUUGGAACCAUUUGCAUAAGGCUGGUCUCAAGAAGAAACUUGAUGUAUGGGUGCCACACGAAUUGACGCAAAAGAACCUUUUGGACCGAAUUGAUGCCUGCGAUUCUUUGCUGAAACGUAACGAAAUCGACCCAUUUUUGAAGCGGAUGGUAACUGGUGAUGAAAAAUGGGUUACAUACGAGAAAAACAGCCGAAAAAUAUUGUGGUCUAAUCGCGGUGAGCCGGCCCAAACGAUUGCCAAGCCCGGAUUAACGGCCAAGAAGGUUUUGCUGUGUGUUUGGUGGGAUUGGAAAGGAAUCAUCCACUAUGAGCUGCUCCCAUCGGGCCAAACACUCAAUUCGGACCUCUAUUGUCAACAACUGACCAGAUUGAAGCAGGCGAUCGACCAGAAGCGGCCAGAAUUUGCCAAUAGGAAGAAUGUUGUGUUCUAUCAAGACAACACUAGGCCACACACAUCAUUAACGACGCGCCAGAAGCUCCGAGAGCUUGGAUGGGAGGUUCUAUUGCACCCGCCGUAUAGUCCAGACAUGGCACCAAGCGAUUAUCACCUUUUCAAGCAUUUGCAAAUUUUUCUUGAUGGUACAAAACUGGCCUCAAGAGAGGCUUGUGAAAAUGAGCUGGUCAAGUUUUUUACCAAUAGAGACGAGGACUUCUUCAAUCGCGGAAUUAUGAAAUUGCCUUCAAAAUGGACAAAAGUUAUCGAACAAAACAGCGCAUAUUUGAUCUAA
Messenger RNA from Pseudomyrmex gracilis, 1026 nucleotides. RefSeq names its product histone-lysine N-methyltransferase SETMAR-like. The transcript has a single exon. The record is from RefSeq and is a predicted model, not a curated record. Lineage: Eukaryota; Metazoa; Arthropoda; Insecta; Hymenoptera; Formicidae. Gene Ontology annotation, molecular function: nucleic acid binding. Bases 1 to 1026 code for a protein of 341 amino acids.